This is a messenger RNA of Rhipicephalus sanguineus (brown dog tick), 2918 nucleotides long. It is a transcript of the gene L2HGDH, whose product is annotated as L-2-hydroxyglutarate dehydrogenase, mitochondrial-like. The record is from RefSeq and is a predicted model, not a curated record. Gene Ontology annotation, molecular function: (S)-2-hydroxyglutarate dehydrogenase activity; (S)-2-hydroxy-acid oxidase activity. NCBI's taxonomy places the organism in Eukaryota, Metazoa, Arthropoda, Arachnida, Ixodida, Ixodidae.
GCGCACCGACAUGGCCGCGCCCACAUUGCGCCUCUUGAAGCGUCGGUGGCGUCGGUCAUUUCGCGAGGCAUCUGUUUCAAACUUUUACUCGCUGCGAUCGCGAAGCUUAUUGCCAUCGGAAUGCAUCGUUCAAACUUCGAGGUGCAUGUGUUUAUACAGCGACCCGGCGGAAGCUCAGAAAGAGUACGACGUAGUCAUCGUCGGCGGUGGCAUUGUUGGAGUGGCAACGGCGAGGGAACUGUCGUUGCGGCAUCCGAAACUCAAGCUGGCCAUCGUGGAAAAAGAAAACAAACUUGCCGCUCAUCAGAGUGGACACAACAGUGGGGUCAUCCAUGCUGGCAUCUAUUACACUCCCGGAUCGCUGAAAGCAAAACUGUGUGUGAGAGGACUGGACCUCUCGUACAAGUAUUUCGAUGAUCACAAUAUACCUUACAAAAAUUGCUCACAACUUAUUGUGGCCGUCGAACCCGACGAAGUUCCACGAUUGGACGUCUUGGAAGAGAGGGGCAUCAAGAAUGGGGUGAAAGACUUGAAGAGGCUGGAUUCCCGAGAAAUAAAAAGUGUGGAGCCAAACUGCACGGGCUUGCAGGCACUCUGGUCCCCACACACAGGCAUUGUAGACUGGGGUGAGGUGACGCAGUCGUACGGUCGGGACUUCCUGAGCCGAGGUGGAGACGUCGUCCUGAAUUUUCCUGUCCGUGCAAUCGAGACCGUGGCCGAGAGCCAGUCCAGGACCGGGGGCCUCGCACAUCCUGUCAGGGUAGUCAGCGACAAGAAGGCAGUCCGCUGUCGCUACAUCGUUACCUGCGGCGGUCUCUACUCGGACAAACUGGCAGCGCUUUCAGGCUGCAAUCCAGAGCCAAAGAUUGUUCCAUUUCGUGGGGAGUACCUUCUGCUCAAGCCAGAGAAGGCAGACUUGGUGCGAGCAAACAUCUACCCAGUUCCAGACCCACGUUUUCCUUUCCUCGGCGUACACUACACACCUAGGAUAGACGGCAGCGUCCUUCUGGGGCCAAACGCCGUGCUCGCGUUCCGGAGAGAGGGCUACGGCUACUUUGACAUCCACGUACCCGAGCUUGUGGAUGCGCUGGCCUACAGGGGUUUCCGAAAGCUGGUCGGUCGCAACAUGUCCUACGCCUGGCAGGAGCUCUAUCGGGGCGUGUACAUCCGAGCUCAGGUGAAGCAGCUGCAAAAGUACAUCCCACAGCUCCAGUUCUCAGAUGUCUCACGGGGUCCCUCUGGGGUGAGAGCCCAAGCCCUGGACCGCGAUGGAAAUCUAGUCGACGACUUUGUUUUUGACAGCGGUGAAGGAGAACUCGCCAAACGCACUCUACACGUUCGGAACGCCCCUUCACCGGCUGCCACGUCAUCUCUCGCCAUCGCUGAAAUGAUUGCCGACAAAGUGCAAGAGACAUUCCAACUGUGACCGGAAAGCAAAUUCAUCGCCACCAACCACGUGACAGUGACACUACAGAUCAUCUGCUGUCUACUGAAUGCUCAGGCAGUAUUCACAUUAGCGACUGACGAAGCUCGCGCAAUCGAGUUUUGUCACGGAGCUGCCCAACCAAUCGGCAGCUCCGAGUAAAAUGUAAAAAUGCGGUGAUGGCUAUUUUACAGCCAUGGAUGGGCGAGCGGAUGUGAACGUCACCAACUGUAACGUGUUUCGAUGUGGCGACAGCAAAUCACGCUCCCCAAUGUGAACAUCGGUGAGCAUGAUUUGCUGUGAACAUUGGUGAGCAACUCUCAUAGUCACGAAUGUGAACAUUUGUGACUGUGCGAGUUGAUGCUCCUCGGCCUAAAGUCACGACCGGUCAUGCCGUCGCGAAUGUGAACAGCACCGACUGCGAGGUGUUUUGAUGUGGCAACAGCAAAUCACACUCGCCAAUGUGAACAUUGGCAAGCGUGAUUUUCUGUGAGCAUUUGUGAGCAGCUCUCGUAGCCACAAAUGUGAACAUUGGUGAUUAUGAGAGUUGCUGCUCCUUGGCGUAGGGUCAUGAUCAGUCACGCCGUCACUGCCAUUUGUCGCAGUGAAUGCCACUUCAAAGCAACACUCUUUAGGCUGCAGGAUAGUGGAUAAUUGCACUAAUUGGUAUAGAUUCAUGGUUUUUUGGAAGCACAGACACACACGAGAGCGACGAGUGAGGUGCAGCGCCUUUUUCGUUGAUAACUAUGCCUGCAGCACCGUAUUUCUGUUAAUGUUGCUGUAAUACAUCAGUUAUCAUAAGGGGAAAUGAAAGCCCAGAUUUCAUUUUUUUGGAAUUUCCCAUCAAAGCCCCAGUGUUCAUUGUGUAUUUUAAUGUAUUUUCUCGUAUGUAGGCUAUCGCGAUGCUGUAACAGUUCUGAAAGGUUGUCAAGAUGAGUAUACGGGUUUAUUCAAGUACAAUGUAGUCCAGCAUUAGCAACAAAGAGAGAGAGACGCAAAUGAAGGAAAGUCAGGGAGGUUAACUUGAAUUGAAACUUCUGGUUUACUACCCUGCACUAAUGGGAAGGUGCAAAGAAAGAUUGAAGAAAAAGAAGAGACAAAAAUGCCAAUACAACCAAUAAGUAUUAGCAAUAAAUGGGCAAAUGAAUGAAUGAAUGAGUUACCAAUAAAAGGCGAACUGGUUCUUAGCAGCCGCCAUGAAAAUCAAUAUCACAGCAAGCUAAUGUGGAAAUCUGAAGGUGCUGUCACGGACUGUCUUUCCUUGUGGUUUUAUUCUGGCUUUACAAACACUCCUCUCAGGGUUGGUUUUCUUCGGUAUCGUUGAAGGGAACUUACUAAUACAGUUCUUUUCGUAGUGUUCUUUAACAUGUACAAAGGUUGUGAAGCACGUACGGCGUAGACUAAUUUACACGAGAAGGAACAAAUAAUGUUAGUUGUUGUCUUCUAGUCGCAGCAGCAUCUUUCCGCAAUUCUUGGAAAUAAAGUCCUAUUUUUG